Molecule: messenger RNA, 985 nt
Organism: Eptesicus fuscus (big brown bat)
Lineage: Eukaryota; Metazoa; Chordata; Mammalia; Chiroptera; Vespertilionidae
Gene: APOA1
Product: apolipoprotein A1
Exons: 4
Coding region: 108-875 (255 amino acids)
Biological process (GO): lipoprotein metabolic process; lipid transport
Cellular component (GO): extracellular region
Molecular function (GO): high-density lipoprotein particle receptor binding; lipid binding
Source: RefSeq, a predicted model, not a curated record
GGCCUGGGCUGGGCUUAUCGGCCUCCAGCCCAGAUCUGCUGGAGGCAUAAAUAGGCCCCGGGCAAGCUGCUGCUCAGACGCUGAGCACUCACCCCAGGUCGCCCAAGAUGAAGGCUGUGGUGCUCACCUUGGCCGUGCUUUUCCUCACAGGGAGCCAGGCUCGGCAUGCCUUGCAGCAGGACGACUCCCAGUCACAAUUGGAUCAAGUGAAGGAUUUAGUCGCCAUGUAUGUGGACACAUUGAAAGAAGGUGGCAGAGAGUACAUGGUCCAGAUUGAAGCCUCCGACCUGGCAAAAAAGAUGAACCUGAAGCUCCUGGACAAGUUGGACACCCUGAGCACCAAGAUCACCAGCCUGCGCGAGCAGCUCAGCCCGAUGACCCAGGAGCUCUGGGACAGCCUGGAGAAGGAGACGGCGGUGCUGACCCAGGAGAUGAACAAGGACCUGGAGCUGCUGAAGGAGAAGAUGAAGCCCUACCUGGACGACGUCCGCCAGAAGAUGGAGCCGCUGGGCCAGGAGCUGCACGAGGGCGCGCAGGAGCGGCUGCAGCGGCUGAAGGAGAAGCUGGGCCCGCUAGGCGAGCAGGUGCGGGACCGCGCGCGCACGCACGUGGAGGCGCUGCGCCAGGUCCUGGAGCCCUACAGCGACAAGGUGCGCGAGCGCCUGGCCGAGCGGCUGCAGGCGCUGCGGGACCGCGGCGGCGUGGGGCUGUCCGAGCUGCGGGACACGGCGGGCGCGAGGCUGCGCGAGCUGCGCGAGCAGGCGCAGCCGGUGCUGGAGGACCUGCGCUCGGGGCUGCAGCCGCUGUGGGAGAGCCUCAAGGUCGGCUUCUUGCUCGGCGUCGGCCAGCUCUCCGAGGAGCCCACCGACCAGUGAGGCGCCGCCGCUCCCCCGGCCCCGUCCUCGGUCCCUUCCCAUCGCUCGGUUUCUUAGAAUAAACGUUUACAAAUCGGGACGCUUGUGUUGGGUUUGAUGCUUUUUGAAGC